Molecule: messenger RNA, 426 nt
Organism: Rattus rattus (black rat)
Lineage: Eukaryota; Metazoa; Chordata; Mammalia; Rodentia; Muridae
Product: endogenous retrovirus group K member 7 Pro protein-like
Exons: 1
Coding region: 1-426 (141 amino acids)
Biological process (GO): proteolysis
Molecular function (GO): nucleic acid binding; aspartic-type endopeptidase activity
Source: RefSeq, a predicted model, not a curated record
AUGUCUAUUGAAGGGAAAUCCAUAUCCGGCCUCCUAGAUACUGGUGCCGAUCGUAGUAUCAUCAGCAUCAAGGAUUGGCCCACUGGGUGGCCAAGACAACAGUCAGAGCAAACACUGAGAGGACUAGGAUAUGCUCAAAUGCCAGAAAUGAGCUCUCGUAUCCUACAUUGGAAGGAUGAUGAGGGACAUUCUGGUGAGUUUCAACCAUAUGUACUGGCCGUUCCAGUGUCCUUAUGGGGUCAUGACCUGAUGAAAGAAAUGGGCUUUAUUUUAACUAAUGAAGGGUGCUACAGCACGCAGGCCCGGGAUAUGAUGAUGGGAAUGGGCUAUGUCCCUGGAAGGGGGCUAGGCCGCUCUUUACAGGGCAAAGCCUCCCCUGUGACAGUCCGCAAAAAGACUAAUUAUGGCGGGCUGGGUUUUUCAUAG